Messenger RNA from Daldinia vernicosa, 4621 nucleotides. RefSeq lists its product as uncharacterized. The record is from RefSeq and is a predicted model, not a curated record. The transcript has 4 exons. The coding region runs from base 312 to 3998 and encodes 1228 amino acids. NCBI's taxonomy places the organism in Eukaryota, Fungi, Ascomycota, Sordariomycetes, Xylariales, Hypoxylaceae.
CGUUAUGCGCCUUGUCGUCGACACCAUCUUUAUGGUGAUAUCUCUGUAAAUACUUUAUCACCUUCGAAUGGUGUUAUCUCAAUGUCGAACCAGAUUGCCGGUACCUCGAAUUGGCCCCUGGUUCUGGUUCCGGACAACCAUCCGAUCCUUCCUGUAUCUCGCCUGCCGAUAAGUUGGUUGUAGGCCGGUAGGAUUCGAAUCGCAUAUAAAAAAAGAAGAAAAAAAAAGAAUACAAGUCGACGAUUUUUCCAGCGUAACAAUCCGAAUCCUACUAGAUUAGCUGUCGCAUUGGACGGCAUCUUCUAAGAAGAAUGUCGUUGAAUGGACUGGACGAUGCCAAGGUUAUAGAAGCCCACGAAGUCGCUACCACCGAACCUGGCGGAUGGUUCCUUCUCAAAUACGCCAAUCGCGACGAGGUUGAGCUUCUUGAUCAUGGGAGUGGUGGUAUCGUUGAUGUUCGUGGCGCAAUUGCAAAAUACGAAGAGGCAUCGCCAUUGUACGGCUUCCUCAAGUACAGGCGGAGGAUUGUCUUAUUAAAAUACCAACCUGAGGAUUGCUCGAGACUUAUCCAAGCUCGUGCAGCAGUGCAUUUCAAUGCUGUUUGUGAACGGUUUGCGCCGUACGAUAUCACUUUCGAAAUUUCGGUAGCCAAAGAUCUGAAAGAUAGUAAGCUUUCUGCAGCUUGUUCGCUGCAUACUGCUUCCGGAUCGGCAUGCUCGUCCUCGAGUUCAUUACGACGGCGGAGACUGAAUGAGAUUGCUGAGGAAGAGGAAGAAGAAGAAAGGGAGAGGAAAAGGCAGUCCACGGUUAAGGAGGAAGAUAAACGCGCAUCAUCUGUGUACUCGGUACCCGCUCACUCACCGCCUAUAGCACGCCCUACCGUACUCGAUAGUCAACAGAUCUCCGCCCCGCAAGAAACCAGCUUUACCUCAACAGCCAACGUACCAGAAUUUACAGGAGCUGACAGACCGACAUCUCCUACACUGUCCGAAAGUGCUCCACGUCUAUCCUCCCAAUCCACGCGCCCCGAUUUAUACGGCUACGCGACAUAUACAUAUGGCAAACCAAAAGUGAAGCUCGGCCCCCGACCAUCUCUAGAUACAAACAAAAGGCCUUCAACCGCGGAAAACUUUCGCCCCACUGCAGCCUUGCCGGCAGGAUUUAAGCUAUUCUCCAAGGGGACCAAGAAAGGGCAGUCUCAGGAUAUGGAACACGUCGAGAAGACUGAAGAAGCUGAAGGGGGGGUUGCUUUGGAUACCGCCCUGGCGCCAUCUAAACCCAUCCCUGAGGUUCCACAAGGCACUGGCCUUCCACUGCCCCCGCGACCCGCCACAAGCUCGGGAGCUUCUAUUAAAUUAACCACUCAAUCGCUAGCGCCCCCACCGACAAAGGAGGUGAAAAUUACACCUGAGAAAGCACGACUUAUGAAGGCCAUGAAGCUGAGGGAAAAGAAAAAGAUGAUGACUACUACAACAACGCCAGAGCAGACAGCACCCUUAGAUAUUCCACCUCCAGGCGAGGAGAAAGAAGGAUGUGAUACUGAAUCUAAAGAUUCUCUACGAAUCAAGGGCGACACUGGUCACCGUGCCGUAUCCAACGCAGAUUCUGGUAUUGCCAUUGACCCACCCACCCCGAUGACGAUCAAUACCGAGGAUACAUCCUACUCCCGCCCAAAUUCUCCGACGGGUGGCACAUCAUCUGAAAUAGGGGCAUCCACGAAAGCAUCCUCCCUAUCCGAGUCGACUGACGAGAUUGUCCAGGCCUCGAAAGACAUAAGGAAAGAGGCUGAGGAGGUUGCGCCUAGAGAUCUUCCGGGAAUGGAAGACGGGCUGGAACAGACUAAGACGAACACGGAUGUUUUAGACGCGAAAAAUACUGAAGUCAGUCAGAAAUCUCAAGAGGGUCCAAACCAUCCUACACAAACAACAGAGCAUUCGCUCCCUAGUUCAGUCGAGGCGGAUGGUCGUACUGAUAUCAUCUCGCCGCCCAAUUCAAAGGGUAACGAGCAACCCCCGAGCGAAGAGGACACGCCCAAAUCACCUUGGAGAUUGCCUGUUUCAAAAUUCUCUUCCAACGAGCCGCAAAACUCAGCCGAACAGAAAUCACCAACAGCUCCCCGUCUAAAAUCAAAAUUCUCUAUACCAGAUAUCUCUCUUCCCGCAGAGCCCGUUCCCGCUCUACCGAACACAUCCGUAGAAUACCGUGAACAGACCGGAGGGGAAUCAUUCUCGAAGGCUGCCUCAGAGAUCACGAUUCCCCCGAAAUCAGCUAAGCGCAGGACCGUCGUCGGAACCAUUCGAACCGACUUGACGAAGACCACGCCUCACUCUGAAUCCUCUGAUCCGCUUCUUGACGAUGCUUUGAUGGAGGAACUACAGUCAGCAACGUUGCAAGAAGCCAAGCCUAUGCUCGUGUCCAAGUCACCUAUUACUCCUGUUUUCCCCAAUCCUAGUUCCGUCAGGCCAGGACCGCCACUAUCGCGUGCAGUCUCAAACCCGAUGCGUGGGCCUCUCCUGGCACCCAGUGAUGUAUCACAGAGCAGUGCUAGAAGUGUAUCGGCGGGUGGUGCAGCUCUACUACACAAUAUCACCCGACAGUCGUCGAAUGCUGGUUUGCAAGCUAAGAAGAACAAUCUCGGCUCGAGCAUCUCGCAGAGAAUUAAAGCCUUAGAGAAGCUCUCAGGCCCUGGUGGUCCGGAAGACGUUCGUCCGAAAACCGCAGCACCAUCUUCGGCUUUCUUCAGUGUUCGUAGGCAGAGCAUUAGAGAACCGCCAAGACCUUCUUCCGUGCUGGAUCAUACCGGUUCUCCAGAGCAACCUGCUCCCACAGCUGAACAAUCUCAAGAAAGACCUAAACUUUCCGGCGCGGAGAGGCGUGAGAGGUCUCGCUCGGUGGCUAGCCGGUUGUCCAUGUUUGAAAUGCCAACGCAGAAUUCGCCUCGUGGGCGGCCCGACUCGAUUCAAGUCACUGCGAGAAUCGUCCGCGAUCCUGAGCAAAGUCUACCGACGCAACCUGAAGUAAAUGCAAGCCCCAGUGACUAUCCCCAGCUCGAAUUAAAGCAGUCACCACUCAUUGUAGACCUGCAAAGACCGGAAUUAUCUCAACCUGUUCCUGAGCCAGUGCCAACCCCACUAGUACAGGUGUCCAAGGAGACAAUUCAAGAGAGACGUGAUAAAAAGUCAAACUCUGAUGAUGGUGAGAAGAAACAUCGGCGCUCUUCUUUGAGCAUAGUCAAGGAUUUUAUCAAAGACCGCCGAACAUCAACUGCUAGCAAAUCCACUGAUAACUUAGCAAAAAUGUCUCCGAACGGAUCAAAGUCUCCAAGUAGGCCACCGUCAACCCAUCAGACCAGUGGUGGUUUCGCGCGACGUUUGUCAAUUUCAAGCCGUCGUUCAUCUUUCAGUCGUGAGCGGGAGAAUUCGAUCGGGUCGCCCGCUGUCCUAAGUGACAGUGGUUCUGGUGAUGAUGAUAAGAAGAGCGAUAAAAAGUCCGAGACGCGAGCAUCUCGAUUCAUGAGACGCUUGUCGAACUCUCUUAAUGGAAACAGGAAAGUCACCAGCCCGCACAUUUCUCCUACUGUCGCUGAGGAAGAUGCGGAUCAGCUCGCCGCUCCUACGACUAACGACACCCUGUCUUCUCAACCAGCGGUUGUGGCGUAUAUGGGAGAUGUGAAUGUGCAGUUUCCGGACAACUUGCUAUGGAAGCGUCGCAGCAUGGCUCUAGACACCCAGGGAUUUUUAUUUUUGAGUGCUAUCCAAGGCGCCGCAGUGGCUGGAAAGGAUAAGGCUGUCGCUGCCGGUGCUAAGCGUUAUCACCUGAGCGACUUUCGCGCACCCUACAUCCCUGAUGUCGAGAUCCAGGAACUCCCUAACAGCGUUGUCUUGGAUCUCGUGGAAGGUUCGUGUCUGCAGAUUGCCUGCGAAGACCGAGCCGGUCAGUUAAAUAUAUUACAAGCUCUCCAAGACGCACACCAAAGUCACAGCUCCUUUAGACAAUAAACUCUUCGAGGUCUUUCUAUUAUACCGAGCGGCCUACUUCCGAAUGGCGAAAAUUUCCUUGAUUAUGACAGAUACCCGAACCUCUUUUCACCAUUGUGCCAAUAAGACGACGCAUUCUCUGCAUUUCCUUUUGUACCCUCAGAUUCAUCCAGUCUAACGACUCUUUUCAUUUCCGACAGCAACUGUCACCUAUAUUUCCAUUUUCUAUGGAGUCGAUCCAGCUUAGAACGGACAUACGCUUGCUUAGUAUGUUCCUGUGGAGUCUUGUACUUUUGUAGUUUCUCUUCUGCCUUGCCUCUACGAGGACAUAGCACCAGUUAUCCUAGCAGGUACUGCGAGGACUGAUGUGUUUUGUUGCAUCGCUCACAGCGGAAAUGUGUUGAUACUUACUAUUCUGCAGUCUCAAAACUAAGGGGGGCUUCGUGAAAACCGGUGGGCAAGAGACUGUGUGUAGAAGGAGUUGGUAUCUGGGCUUCUGUACAUAGCAACAACAUUGGCGUGCGUUACAAAAGCCUGCAAUGUAUCUAUUAUUAAAAAUUAAGUAUGAAAGUCAUCUAAUGUAAAAUUCCCCCCAUUAAUCCACGUCGUGUCUAGCACGAUGUUACAUGAGUCUAGAAAAUAUA